Messenger RNA from Myxocyprinus asiaticus (Chinese sucker), 4841 nucleotides. Its product is annotated as protein phosphatase 3 catalytic subunit alpha-like. Gene Ontology annotation, cellular component: calcineurin complex; cytoplasm. Lineage: Eukaryota; Metazoa; Chordata; Actinopteri; Cypriniformes; Catostomidae. Gene Ontology annotation, biological process: calcineurin-mediated signaling. The record is from RefSeq and is a predicted model, not a curated record. The coding region runs from base 708 to 2234 and encodes 508 amino acids. The transcript is spliced from 14 exons. Gene Ontology annotation, molecular function: calmodulin-dependent protein phosphatase activity; calmodulin binding.
CCUGAGGUUUGGAGAUUACCGUUUAAUCUGUGGAACUGGGAACGAGAGUGUGAUUGGAAGUUACUGCUAGCCAUAUGGUUAGCUCGAGUGGGAGGGUAGCUUGCUCAGUCGCUGUUGUCACACGACAGGACAUAUGUUCAUUAAGGCAAAUCGGCGGCGUUUGGGACGUUAUUAUUAUUAUUUUGAACUCGAGUGUGUAGCGAGUUGACGUUCUGACUCUGAAAAGUGGAAAAUCGGAUUAACGUUCAAGAUUGCGCACCAAACCCUAAUAAUCUUUUGUCGCUGGCUCCAGUUGCUACGAGCCGAAGAUAUCUGAUAGAGAGAAGCUGAUAGCUAGAUAGGUCAAUGUAAGCUGGAAAAGACCGAUACCGGGCUCGAUUGUAGUAGUUCAUCAGCGAGGAUCGGUGAUUGCUUCACAUUUCUGUUAGCGAGGGAAGGCGAUCGAGUUGGUGUCUGUUGGCGAUGGCCAGGUUUUCGUGUUAUUAUGAUGCCCUGUGACCCGAGUUCCCAACUGGUAUUCAGUUUGGACUAAAUUAGCUGUAUCGGAGAUUUAUACCUCUCUGGUGAUCUGAAUUUGAACAGAUUUCAGACCCAUCGGAGUAGCUGGCUACUUUGCGACCUCCUCUUUCCCUGACUGGCACAAGCAAACACGGAGAAUAUUUUGUACACAUUUACUGGCUAAUAAAUCCUGACUGAACUGUGCGAGGAUGUCGGCUAAAGAACCGAAAGAAAAACUGUCGACCACUGAACGAAUCAUUAAAACAGUGCCACUGCCACCUCACCAGCGGCUGACAUUGAAGGACCUAUUUGUUGAUGGCAAGCCCAAUGCUGAGCUGCUGAAAAACCAUUUGAUCAAAGAGGGACGCUUGGAGGAGGAAGUAGCUUUACUCAUCAUAAAAGAAGGUGCCAACAUCCUCAGACAGGAGAAGUGCAUGCUCGAGGUGGAAGCACCAAUCACUGUAUGUGGUGAUGUCCAUGGACAGUUCUUUGACCUCAUGAAGCUCUUUGAAGUUGGUGGCUCCCCUGACAACACACGCUAUCUGUUCCUGGGUGAUUAUGUAGACAGAGGAUACUUCAGUAUUGAGUGUGUGCUGUUCCUGUGGACACUGAAGAUCAACCACCCAAACACUCUCUUCCUCCUCAGAGGCAAUCAUGAGUGUCGGCACCUCACAGAAUACUUCACCUUUAAACAGGAAUGUAAAAUAAAGUAUUCAGAAAGAGUUUAUGAUGCAUGUAUGGAGGCCUUUGACUGCUUGCCACUUGCAGCUCUUCUGAACCAGCAGUUCCUCUGCGUACACGGUGGCCUCUCACCAGAAAUCAACUGUUUAGAUGACAUUAGGAAAUUAGACAGGUUUAAGGAGCCCCCGGCAUUUGGGCCAAUGUGUGAUUUGAUCUGGGCUGAUCCAGGGGAAGACUACGGCAGUGAGAAGACAGCAGAGCACUUUAACCACAACUCAGUCAGAGGCUGCUCUUAUUUCUUCAGCUACGCAGCAGUCUGUGACUUUUUGACAAACAAUAACUUGUUGUCAGUAAUUAGAGCACAUGAAGCACAAGAUGCGGGGUACAGGAUGUAUAGGAAAAGUCAGACAACAGGCUUCCCUUCAUUAAUAACCAUUUUCUCAGCACCAAAUUACCUAGAUGUCUAUAACAACAAAGCUGCUGUAUUGAAAUAUGAAAACAAUGUCAUGAACAUUAGACAGUUCAACUGCUCUCCUCACCCGUACUGGUUACCCAACUUUAUGGAUGUGUUUACGUGGUCACUACCCUUUGUGGGUGAGAAAGUGACGGAGAUGUUGGUGAACGUGCUAAACAUCUGCUCUGAUGAUGAACUCAUGUCAGAGGGUGAUGACUUAUGUGAAGGUGGAACUCCAGCUGUCCGUAAGGAGGUGAUCAGAAAUAAGAUCCGUGCCAUUGGCAAAAUGGCCAGAGUCUUCUCUGUCCUCAGGGAAGAGAGCGAGAGUGUACUGACACUCAAAGGGCUCACCCCAACUGGAACACUACCUCUAGGAGUGUUGUCUGGAGGCAAGCAGACCUUACAGAGUGCCGCCAUAGAAGCAAAGGAGGGUCAAGCCAUCCAAGGCUUCUCUCCUACACGGAAGAUUCGCAACUUUGAAGAAGCUCGUGGUCUGGACCGAAUAAACGAAAGGAUGCCUCCUCGCAAGGAUGGCAAGCAACCAGACGGUACCACAGUUAAAGCUGCCAAUGAAAAAAACGGCACUGACGGGAAUGCGUAAGGGGAGAUUUUGCACUUUUCCUCUCCUCCAUAGCAUGUUCUCUUUCUCUAACCACGUUCUCAAUGAGACAGUCCCCUCAACCGCUGAAUCCUGCAGAGGAGGGCCUGGGAUGUGGAGAGGAACCGUUCCACAAAGAGAAAGAGAGAGAGAAUUCACUUACAACUAAGUACAACCAUCAUAUUUAUUAAAUGAAAUUUAUUAGAUGUUCUUAAUAGCAACAUUUUAAAGACGACUGAACAUUUGAAAAUGUGCAAAAAACCAAGGUAAACAAUCACGAGUCAACUUUUAAACUAAAACUACAGUUUUGUAACUUGAGGUAAGAUAUGUGUGUUUCAGAUGCAGAUCAAAUCUUGUUAAUCACAGUUUUCUAAUAUUGUAUGUCAUAAUGUAUUUGGAAAGGGGAUUGUCUGACUGAAUAUAUUAAUGUGUGGUAUCUGCAUAUGUCCAUAAGGGAUUUAUUAAGAGAAAACAAACCUAAGAGAAAUAAGUUGUUUUUGAAAAAGAUUUUAUAUCUAUGAAAGUAAAACUAAACUCUUUAAUAUUAUUCCAUAUCUCUCCAAUGUCGAGUAAAAUUAAGACUAAAUGAAAAUAUUAGCUGCUUUGGGUUCCAUGUGUUUGUUUCAACGUUAAUAACUAGCAUUUAUUUUUGUUGUCUGAAAUACAGCACGUGAGUUUUGCCAGGUAACACAGCACGCGUAAGUAGCCAUAACAGCAAUCCUAAAUAUGUUUUUUAUUCCGCUUGUGUGAGUAAAAAAAAAAAAAAAAAAAAAAAAAACAAGUCUUAUGAAAACACUGUCAUUAACGCAUAUAAUUUAAAAUAUUCCUGAAAAUUGGUAUCUUUAGCUAUCAUUUGGAAGAGACUUCAAGACAAGCAUUUACUCCCUUUUCCUCCAUUCUUUCUUCUCUUAUUACCUUUUUGCUAUUUGUUAAAAAGAUGACAGAGGAGAUUUAAAAUGUCAUGCAACAAACCAGUCUUAUUUUGUCAACAAUGGGAUCUAUUGCAUGUCUAUAAGCUCAUGAUCUUUGAUCUAGUCAUUUUAAAGCCAAAGUCUUAUAGUACCAUGUUAAUUGGUUUAUUGUUUUGAUGAGUUAGCUGCCAUUGCGCUAAUGUAGAGCAAAUUCAGGGAAAUGAUGAGCAGGUAAUGGGUCAAACGAAAAUAUAUCGCACUAAAUGCAGCAAAGGCGUUGUGGAUGGAAAACACACCUAUAUAUGAGUCAUAUUUUCCCUUUAAUUAAUGUCCUCCAUACUAUCACCCUCUCUUUCGCUGGGACUGUAUAUACAGACUAUCGUUUUCAUCUGGUUUGUGUUCGAGACAUUAACAAAGCAUGUUAAACUUGAUAAAAAUUUCACAAACUGACUUUGUGGUUUGAGCUGUAACACUAUGCGAGGUAUUGUGCUACAUAUUUUUUUUUAAUUUUUUUUUUUACGUGGCUGAUUGUUUUAACAGAGGUUUAAGGAAAGUUAUGGUAUGUUUCCACCUAGUGUUUAGCUAAAGAACUGUCCCUUCAAAUACUUCUCACUGUCUCUCAAGAGACUACAGGGAAAUAGCAUUAAUAUGCCUCGCAUGCGGUGGUCUUUAUUCAUUUUUUACAAGCAGAAAUCUGUGAACUGCAUGUUUAUGUGGUUCAAAAGAUGGCUUGAUCAUGAUUGAGAUGAGUGUCUGAUGCUAUGCACAUGCAAAUCCCCCAAUUUUCUUUAUAUACUUACUGAAUCCCCCACAUGCCAUGGUGUUUUCUGCAAGGAUUUGAAAAUGUUAUAUGUAACAUUUAGACAACACUUAAUUUUAUAUGUUUAUGUGGUUUAUUUUAGACCAAUUAAGUUUUUCACUUUUUGUUUUUUAAUACUGGACCAUUUCUUUACCUGAGACAGAUUUGAAAGAGGUAGCUUUUGAAUUUAAAUUUGAAUUCAAAUAAAAUAUUAUGACCAAAUGUGGUGCCCAUUUUAGAUGGAUGUACUCACAGCUUUUAACCUAGAGAAAUAAAUGUGGAAUUCCUUUGCAGCCUACAAUAUUGUCUUUAACUGUUCAAAAUGGUUUGCAAGAUCAAAUCAGUGCAGCAUGUCUGUGAACACUAAAGGGAAAUUUGUGUGCACUAUAGAUGUAAGUCAGCCCAGUGUCACACUUGAUGAUGCUACAUUCAUUUGCAUGUAUUUCAACUGAUACCAUUGUAAGUAUCUUAUUGAACAGCUGAUUACCACAUACUAUUUCCUUUAAUAAUUUAACAGGGUGUGACUGAUUAACCCUGGUCUAGUUCAAUGCAUACUAGCUACUGCAACUAUUGGUCAAUGCUGUGCUUUAGAAAGCUCAGAUAAAGGACCAGUGGUAGUUAGAGUCUCUUAAGUUCUUUUGUAUUCAAGAGUUGUUUGUCUCUCAAAGCGUGAGUGUUAAAAAGCUGAAAUGUUCAGUAUUAGGCCUUGACAGGCUUAGUGACUGAAACGCAUCUGUCAGAAUGUAUAGAAAUGUUUAUGCGCAAUUAUAGCAUAAUUAUAAUUAAAAUAUGGAAAUUUGAGUAAUCUUUUGUCAAGUACUUGUAAUGCGAGGCCACCAUAAAUUCUUGAUAUUAUGUAGAUGUAUCACUUAAGAAGAGAAAUAAAAAUGGAAUGCUGAA